Stylonychia lemnae is the source of this 813-nucleotide messenger RNA. The record is from the annotation of a GenBank genome assembly. NCBI's taxonomy places the organism in Eukaryota, Ciliophora, Spirotrichea, Sporadotrichida, Oxytrichidae.
AUGAAACAAGUUGUUCUUACAGUUCUCUUCGUUGCUACUCCAUUUGUGCAAGCUGCCUGGAACCCAGCACUUUCUCCUAACGUUUAAGCAUGGAACCCCGCUCUCUCUCCAAACGUGGAGGCCUGGAACCCUGCUCUAUCACCAAACGUUCAACAAGGGUACUACAAUUAUUACUACCCUGCAUAUUACCCAGAUGUUCAAGCUUGGAACCCAGCUUUGUCUCCAAAUGUUUAAGCAUGGAAUCCAGCUCUAUCUCCUAAUGUACAAGCUUGGAAUCCAGCUCUUUCACCGAAUGUUGAAACCUGGAACCCAGCACUCUCUCCAAAUACAGUUCAAUCUUAACUUAGAUAAAUCAAAAAGAAAACUCUAUAACAAUCUAGAGAGGAUGAUGAUGAAGAAAAUGUCUUCCCAAUGGUCCAAUAACAUAUUGGAGACUAGACAUCAAUGAAGGUAUUUGAUGCUCUAAACAACAAAAGAAACAAGAACAUUGAAUGGACAAAUGAUCUUACUGAUCCUUACUAUAGAAGAAUCUUGAAGACCAUGACUGAUGACAUCUAUAGACAAUUCAACAGACACGAUUCUACCUCAGAAUUUGAGUUUGGAUUCAUCGUUGAUGUGUCAGGCAAGAAAUUCAAAGACUACCCUCAAGCAAUCAUGGACAGAUUCAAAUAAAUCUUCGAUGAUAAGAAAGAUAUGAUUGCAAGAGGCGACCUCGCCUAUGGAGCUUUAACAACAUACCAAAACGAGAAGGGUAAGUUGAGAGUAUAUGCUAUCUUCAAGGACAAGAGCAGCAAAUACAACUUCCAGUACUGA